Molecule: messenger RNA, 2574 nt
Organism: Scylla paramamosain (green mud crab)
Lineage: Eukaryota; Metazoa; Arthropoda; Malacostraca; Decapoda; Portunidae
Product: YEATS domain-containing protein 2-like
Exons: 8
Coding region: 391-2010 (539 amino acids)
Biological process (GO): chromatin remodeling; regulation of transcription by RNA polymerase II
Cellular component (GO): ATAC complex; NuA4 histone acetyltransferase complex
Molecular function (GO): histone binding
Source: RefSeq, a predicted model, not a curated record
GAGUGGAGAAGACAGGAAAGGAGUGUGUUGUUGCUGGGACUGUGUAGAGAAGCGAAUGAAAGGAUGAUUGAGGCGGUGAAAGUUUCUGGAGAGAAGGUGGCGUGCUAUAUGUAGGAACAAUUAGUGUAGAGGAUGCUGUUCGUUUUCCCUUUUUUUUUUUUCCCCUUCUACAGGAGUUGCCGAUCCAAAGGCCUGGGUUAGGAGUGAUCCUGAGCUACCUGUAUCAUCAAGAUCAAGAUCAAGAUGCCAGAUAUAAUGAGAUUGUUUCUGUAAAGAACAAGAGUGUCAAGCAGCUGCAGUCGCCAUGUGUCGGGAGAGCGGGACUGUGGAUCUGUGUUGUGUUGUGUUUCUGCCGCGACCUAUGACGGACGGGGCGUGAAGGACACCGCUAUGACUUCCACUGCAGGACAUAUCAGUCAAGGACAUGGUGUUCAGGAAGAUGUCAAGCCUGGGCCCAGUGGAUGCAGCACUCCUGCAGUCACUUUGCAACAGGAGCCUGACCCUUAUGAUGAGGAAUGUCCUAUCAAGGCAACAGGGACCAAGAGAAUACUCAGUACUAUGGAUCCUGACUAUGCACAUCCCCCUGACAGCAAGCGCUUGAGGGAGAUGCACCAGCGAGCCCAGGAUGAACUAAGCCAACGGGUCAUCAAGGUGGUGGAGAAGGAACUCCACAAAGCUAUUGUGGAAAAGGAGACUGAGAUGGAGGAAAUUGAUGCUCGCAUUCUGAGGGUGCAGCAGUGCCUGCACACCAUCCGUUACUGUGCAUCUCUCAGUUACUACAACAUUGGCAAGGAUGAAACACAAAGAAAUGAAGCCAAAGAUAGAAAGCUGUCAGGUCUGCAUCCAGCAAUUCGAAGACACCUUGGUGAAGCACAAGAACCUUGCUGGAAAACUGCAGAAUGUUUGACAAGAAAGCACACCUCCCAGCACAAGAGUCCAGACCCCAUCACAGAUAAGAAGGGGAAAGAACUUUAUAAGGAAUCUGAAAGCAACAGCCAACCAGUAGAUCAUACUAAAACACCAACAACCUUUACAGCUAACACUACAAUCACUGCCACUGACAGCUCAUCAGAAUCAAAUGCUUUUCCACUGCCUUUCUCUCAUUGUAGUGAUGAGACCUCAGAUAAGUCACAAACUUAUGCUGCUAAAGAGGCAAACAGGUCCAGACCUCCCAGCCCAAAACAUCUCCUUCCACUUCCACCUGACAACACUGCAACCAUAUCUCAGGGCCGUCAGCAACAACUCCAGAACAAAAGGAGAUUGAUUGUUGGCAAUACCUACCAGUACCUUGCUCCUGUCCCUGGAGAAGAGCUGGUAGACUCCUUCAGGUACAAAUGGCAGUUGUAUGUGAGAGCACCUCCAAGUGACCCUGAUACAUCAACAUUCCUCCAGUCUGUUACGUUUAUUCUUGAUCACAGUUAUGCCCCUCAUCACAUUAUAACCAUCAAACAGCCUCCCUUUGUCUUGAGCCGGCGAGGUUGGGGGGAGUUCAAAGUGCAGCUGACACUACGUUUUAUGGACCAACGCAACAAGCCAAUUUGUCUCCUCCAUCCAUUAGUGCUAUCACGCCAAGAUGAUGCACUUGCUCUCACUGGUCUCUGGAGGUUGGGUCAAGAGAAUUGGUAUGAUCUGUGGGUGUACCUGCCUAACCCAGAAACCAACUUAGGAGCAGAUGGACGUGCUUCAGUUAUGGAAGAAGAGUUUGGUCCAUCAACAUUAACUCAAGAGCUGAAUACAGGUGUAAUUUCUUCCCAGGUAGAAAAUAAUAUAACUGUGGACCAUGAACCUGCAUUAGGCACAGAUGUGACUUCACAUUACUUAAAUGAAGAGGACUGUGCCAAAAGUGAUAAUAUUUUGAAUGAGGAGAGUGAUGGUGUUGGUACUUUAAGCAACAGUGCACCCUGUGUGAAGAAACUAAGUCCUGCAUCCUCCCUUAUUGAAACUGCUGAUGAAGUUACAAAGAAAGAAAGUGAGGAAAGUAGCAGGAAAAAAAGGCAUUGUCAAUGGUAAAACUUGUAAAGUGCUUGUGCGACAAAGUGAUGGCAGCCUCAAAUCCUAUGCUCUUCCCCCACACUUGUAUCCACAGGCCAUGCAGAUAGCUCUUGAUCAUAGCAAGCAGAACAACACUAAUUCCAACAUUAUCAGCAUUAGCAAACUGAUAGAAGAAACAAAAUCAUCGCAGGGUACUUCGCAUCAAGGUGCAAACUAUGUUGAUAAAAGAAACAAAGGUCAGCUCAAGGAUACACUCAAGCCUAUUACUUUAAAGUUACCCACCCACCAGAAUACCUCUAUUCUCUCCUGUAAUAAGGUUGGUGUAGUAGGUGUUGGCACCACACAUGCAGGAGCCAUUCAUCUUGCAGAAGCUGGAAACAGCAAGGGCAAAUUGACGGUGCUGCCGGCUGCCACUGACACAGCUACUACUACAUGCCCCCAACAUAUGUUACUACAGAUGAAAAAAGAGAAAAAGCUCACUUUAUUGCAAAAAACAGUUUGAUGGGAAACCUCCAAAGCAGACCUCCACCUCACCCAGCUUCCGUCUCUUUCAAGUACAAACGCUUAGCCUGCAAACUCCUU